Lottia gigantea (owl limpet) is the source of this 282-nucleotide messenger RNA. RefSeq lists its product as hypothetical. The record is from RefSeq and is a predicted model, not a curated record. The coding region runs from base 1 to 282 and encodes 93 amino acids. Lineage: Eukaryota; Metazoa; Mollusca; Gastropoda; Lottiidae. The transcript has a single exon.
AUGCUUUGUUAUAGCUUUUUUGUAAUAAUUUUGAUACUUUGUUAUAGCUAUUUUGUAAUAAUUUUGAUACUUUGUGAUAGCUUUUUUGUAAUAAUUCUGAUGCUAUGUUAUAGCUAUUUUGUAAUAAUUCUGAUACUUCGUUAUAGCUAUUUUGUUAUAAUUCUGAUGCUUUGUUAUAGCUAUUUUGUUAUAAUUUUGAGACUUUGUUAUAGCUUUUUGAUAAGAAUUUUGAUACUUUGUUAUAACUUUUUUGUAAAAAUUUUUAUACUUUGUUAUUGCUAA